This is a messenger RNA of Lepisosteus oculatus (spotted gar), 3545 nucleotides long. RefSeq names its product nesprin-2. The record is from RefSeq and is a predicted model, not a curated record. Gene Ontology annotation, cellular component: nuclear envelope; membrane; meiotic nuclear membrane microtubule tethering complex. NCBI's taxonomy places the organism in Eukaryota, Metazoa, Chordata, Actinopteri, Semionotiformes, Lepisosteidae.
AGUGCAGUGUUUGCUCACCUGUGGCGCUACUCAGAGCGACAGGUUGGUUUCUGGUCAGCACCACCCAGCCUCCUGCUUCUUUGGUGAGAUCCCGACAGUUGGCUGGAAACGGAAGAAACGCCGGUCACCGAUUUUCCGUCUGCAAGCAAGCCGGUGCGGAAGUCUCUUUAUUAGUGUUAUAUAUAUACACAUUGGGAAAGGUAUUAUGGGAAAUGGACUGAUCGGGUAGUGUACUGACCUCCCGUUACUGAGUUCCCCAACAAAGAGAUAUACAACAAUUCUCUCCCUGGCUCUGGUAUGAAGAGACAACAGGAGCGUUGUCCUCUGUGAUGCCGAGAUGCCCGGAGAUUCCCCAGUGGGAGGAGCAGGGAGCUCUGGUGGCCAACUCAAUCCUCUUGGCCUCCGCAGCCUGGAGGCCCUAGGCUGUCGCUGGCAUGAGGAGGACCAGCGAGAGGCCCUUGACGGACACGAGGCCCCCGAUGGUCAGGCCCGCCGUGGGGAACUGGACCCGGCGCCGACUCCUGAAGUCAGCCAGUACCUCAUCCCACUGGAGAUGAAUGGAAACCACCUAUAUCCAGCACCUCCGCUGGUGAUGGGGUGCCAAAAUACCCACUGCCAUGUGUGCAACACCUCCUUGGAAAUGCAUAUCCAGCUGGAGCAGGGCUGGAGGCUGUGGCAGCAGUUCCUGAAGGCCCACUCACACUUCGGCGACUGGCUGCGAUUGGCUGAGAGCUCUGCCGCCAACCCCAACUCCGCCCAGGUCCCGUACAUCACUGCCAAGGAGGAGCUGAGGAAGUUUGAGGGCUUGCAGAGGGAGGUGAGAGCUCGUCUGGCUCAGCUGCAGUCCAUGAACAUGCAGUACCGGUGCCUGGCGAGGGUCUACGGCUGUGAGGUGGGCACAAAGCUGCAGCUCCUCUUCCAGGACAGCAGCCAGCGCUGGGACCUCCUCAGCAGGACCGUGGACAACGUGUGCCGCAGGCUCAAGCACUUUGUCAACCAGCGGGAGGAGUUCGAAAGCGAGAGAGAGGACAUCGCCAUCUGGCUGGCAGAGCUGAACCUCCGGCUGACUGAAGUGGAGCACUUCUCUGGGAACAACAGCUCGGAAAAGAUGAAGGAGCUGCAGACCUUCCAGGUGCUGGUUGGGGAGAACGCGGAGCGGCUGACCGGCCUGCUGGAGUGGGGCGAGAGGCUGAUCCAGCGCAGUGAGCCUGGCGACGCCGAGGAGAUCGAGGAGGAGCUGCAGGAGCUGCUGCUGUACUGCGCCCGGGUCUUCGACGGGGUGGCGCGGCUGCACACGCGUCUGCUCAGCAUGCGACUGGUGUUCGAGGAGGACUUGCUGUUGGACCAGCACUCCGGCUCCGACUCGGAGGCGCAGUGGGAAGACGAGGGGAUUUACGACCGGAGCAGCGUGUCGGAUCCUCAGCGCUCCCUCUCCCCUGCCGCAGGCCUGGGUCCCGGCUCCAGCCUGGACUCCCUGGCCCUGGAGUGGGACCCCUCCGUGGACGUGGGGGGGUCCGGUUCCCACGACGACGCCGACUCCUCCUACUUCAGCGUCGUCACGGGGCUGCCCCAUAAGGAAGACAGCUUGUCCAAGGACACGCGUGCCAACAGAAGGAGUUUCCUGAGUUCGCUGGGGUCGCAGUCUGACGUGAUCACCGCAGACGUGGGCACAGAAUGCGAUGUGGGAUACGAGGGUUCGAGACGGCCUGGCCCCUCUGCACUGCCAGGCAGCCUGGAGUCAGGUGAAGACAGUCCUCACCACAUUUCUGGGCCACGUUUGACGUCCAGUGGACACCUGGCUGAGCCUGUGACCUUUGACCCAGAGCGCAUCAGUGCGUGGCUGGGGCAGACAGAGUCACCUCUGCGUCAGGCCCCCAGAGCACUGGAGGUGCCGGCUCACGGUGAAGCCCUGGAGACUGACGACACUCGGAAGUGCUUCAGGCUGCCUCAGGAGGGGAUGCCAUGUGUCCCAGGAAAUGCCUCUCCUCUUCACCUCACUUCCGGUCCUGCUGGGGAGGAGCGGAGCGCCCGGAGUCGGACACAAGGGAAGGUGUCGGACGCAAACGGCCCCGCACCGUGGAGCAGACGCAGGAGACACCCAGACGUGCACCCGGGCGUGCAGCAGGUCCAGGACAAGAGCAUCAACUGCCCUGGCAUCCCCGAAGUCAAAAUCAACAUCGAUACCGAAGCGGAGUGCGUCCCACAGAGCAGGACCGGUCGAGCUGCCCGGCGGCGCCACGCCCCCGUGCUCCUGCGCUUGGCCAAGGCCGCCCUCUUCCUCUUCCUCUCGCUGGCCCUUGUCCUGGCCCUCCUGCGCCAGCUCCCGGCCGGCGCCAGCGACCCCCGCUGCCAUCGCGCCAACACCUUCGCCCGCUCCCUGCGGCUCAUGCUGCACUACGUCAACGGCCCGCCCCCGACGUGAAGGAGCCUCGAACCCGUCUCCAGGUUUACACGGCGCGUGGAGGACGAUGGCGAUGCCUGCGAGCUGACAUGCCUUUCAGGGCUGUGGAAAUGAAGGAACUGUCUUCCUUUCACGGAGACAUGGAAAGUCCCAUUAAGAAAAACAAGGACAUUAAUGAAAGGUAAAUAUUUUUCAGGAACACGUUAAGAAAACGGCUGCAUGCACCUUGUGGCUCUACACUUCAAAUACUGUUUUCUUGUAACCAGAUUUGUCUAUUUUCGGAGUAGGUAGUCUAAAGAGACCACUUCACUGGUUACUGUAGCAGUGUAGAAUUCUGAGGGUCACCUUUGAGAUGAGAUGAGACAGUUCUUUUGCACUGUGAUCUACAGAAGAAUGUGCCUUGAACUCUGUGCUUUAUGUUGUGAGCCUCUGUUAGAGUGUUUGUCUUGAGAACAGGAUUUGCAACACAAUCUGACUGAAACCUGUCUUGUGAUAAAUACUUCCAUUCCAUCGCACACACUUCUCACACAGACACCUGGGCUGUGUUUCGACUCACGGCCUCCAGCUGUGUGCUGGAGAUGCUACAUUUUAAACCGUCCACAUGUGCUGGAUGAGAAGGCAUCCUCAAAAUCAUUGCAUGAUUGUGAUCCUUUGUUUUUGUGUGCUCAGAGAAAACCAACAUCACAGAUGGAAUUUUGUACAAUAAAAUUUAGUAGUGCAGAAAGUAUGUGAGUUUUUAUACGAAGGGAGGUCUGUCCUGUCAGCAUCAGUCUUACGCAGGUAGGUUGUUCGAUUAUCUUCGUUCCUCUGACACCGGUCUCCUGUCUGUCUCCCAUGUCUGUCUACACUCUAUUGGUGACAUAGACUUCUCCUGCUGCACCCCAAAACUCUGGAAUUCUCUCCUCAGGGAUAUCAGAGAGUGAAUUAGAGUCCGGACUCUAAACCUUUCUCUUCAGGCUUUUACUUAAUUAACAUCUGUGUCUUCUCCACUUUCUCAAGACUAUGCAUCUUCUGCUGCAGUUCUAACUGUUUGUGUUUCUUAUAUGUGCUUAUUUUGAAUUUCGCUAUCCUAAAAACAGUUUUUAACCCUUUUUUACACCUACUAUAAAGUGCUUUAAGAUGUUACUUUUAAAGUUGCUAUAUA